Messenger RNA from Megalops cyprinoides (Indo-Pacific tarpon), 1559 nucleotides. It is a transcript of the gene onecut2, whose product is annotated as one cut homeobox 2. Gene Ontology annotation, molecular function: DNA-binding transcription factor activity, RNA polymerase II-specific; RNA polymerase II cis-regulatory region sequence-specific DNA binding. NCBI's taxonomy places the organism in Eukaryota, Metazoa, Chordata, Actinopteri, Elopiformes, Megalopidae. The record is from RefSeq and is a predicted model, not a curated record. The transcript is spliced from 2 exons. Gene Ontology annotation, cellular component: nucleus. Bases 162 to 1559 code for a protein of 465 amino acids. Gene Ontology annotation, biological process: regulation of transcription by RNA polymerase II.
CGUAGGAGGAGGAGAGGGCUAGGACAUGGGGAAUCAGCACUGGCCCGUCUGAUAGAGAUCGGUAAUUUUUUAUUUAAAAAAAAACCCGAGAGGCCUUAGAAAAACGCAAACGACAAAAACCCAUCCCUGGCAUAUAAACAUUAAACAAAUCAAUGGACUGAAUGAAGACUGCAUACAACGCCUAUCGAUGCCUGGCCAAGGAUUUGGAUGCUUACGCCAUGAAUCCAGAGAUGACAAUGGACAGCAUUGGCAAUCUGCAUGGUGGAGUAAGCCAUGACCAGGAUCUGAUGAGUGGUCACAGUCCCCACCACAGUCGGAACACGGGGGCUGCUUCCUUGCGGAUACAUCAGGAUUUGGCCGCGGCAUCUUCGCGGUCGGCUAUGGUGUCCAGCAUGGCUACAAUUCUGGACGGGGCUGGAGAGUACCGUCCGGAAUUGUCUCUCCCGCUCCACCACGCAAUGAGCAUGCCGUGCGACACAUCCCCACCUGGGAUGGGCAUGAGCGGUACCUACACCACCUUAACGCCACUCCAACCCUUACCCCCCAUAUCCACCGUUUCGGACAAAUUCCACCCUCAUCACCAUCACCACCAGCGUCUCUCUGGGAACGUAAGCGGGAGUUUUACGCUGAUGCGGGACGAAAGGGGUUUACCAGCAAUGAACAACCUCUACAGCCCCUACCAUAAGGACAUGACCGGGAUGGGUCAGAGUUUAUCCCCCUUGGCCAGCAGCCCCCUCGGAAACGGCUUGGGCUCCAUCCACAACACGCAGCAAAGCCUCCACAACUAUAGCACGCACGGGCACGACAAGAUGCUCAGCUCCAACUUUGAUGCCCACACUGCCAUGCUGGCCAGGGGGGAUCAGCACCUCUCUCGAGGCCUCGGUGGCCCCGCGGCAGGUAUGAUGCCGCAUUUGAACGGGAUGCACCACAACGGGCACCCGGGCCACCCUCAAUCCCACGGGCCUGUGUUGGCUUCCAGUCGGGACAGACCGCCCUCCUCCUCGGGAACGCAAGGUACCAACUCGGGGCACCUCGAAGAGAUCAACACCAAAGAGGUGGCACAAAGAAUCACGGCAGAACUGAAGCGCUACAGCAUCCCGCAGGCAAUCUUCGCCCAGCGGGUGCUGUGUCGCUCGCAGGGCACCCUUUCCGACCUCCUAAGGAACCCAAAACCUUGGAGUAAACUUAAAUCGGGAAGGGAGACGUUCAGGAGAAUGUGGAAGUGGCUGCAAGAACCCGAGUUCCAGAGGAUGUCGGCCCUACGGCUUGCAGCGUGCAAAAGGAAAGAGCAAGACCCAAGCAAAGAAAGGAGCAAUACACCAAAGAAAUCCCGCCUGGUUUUUACUGACCUCCAGCGGCGCACCCUGCUGGCCAUCUUCAAGGAGAACAAGCGCCCAUCCAAGGAGAUGCAGCUGACCAUCUCGCAGCAGCUGGGCUUGGAACUGACCACCGUUAGCAACUUCUUCAUGAACGCCCGGAGGCGGAGCCUAGACAAAUGGGUGGACGAGGGGAGCCCGGGAGCCGCUUCCUCUGCCUCCAGCACUUGUACCAAAGCGUGA